CCGCAACUCGCCGGUGGAAAUGUGCAUUUAGUGGAUCUGUAGCUCGUUUCAUAAUUCGAAUUUAUAAUUUCACACUCGCGUACCAGUAAAUUUCUUCUCACCGAAAUGGCUAGCAAACCUGAAUUCAAAGUUGCCGACCUAUCCCUGGCGGAAUGGGGUCGCAAAGAAAUCAGGAUGGCAGAGAACGAAAUGCCGGGGCUCAUGGCCAUCAGAAAAAAGUACGGUCCUGGGAAAAUUUUGAAAGGCGCACGUAUCGCGGGUUGUUUACACAUGACAGUGCAAACCGCAGUUCUUAUUGAAACUUUAGUCGAACUUGGAGCCGAGGUUCAGUGGUCAUCGUGCAAUAUAUUCAGCACGCAGGAUCACGCGGCCGCAGCUAUUGCAAAAACAGGAGUUCCUGUAUAUGCGUGGAAAGGUGAAACCGACGAGGAAUAUCUCUGGUGUAUAGAGCAAACUCUUGUCUUCAAAGAUGACAAACUCGAGGAGACCACCACUGGAGUGCACAAUCUUUAUCGUAUGAUGAAGGAAGGAACUCUUAAGGUCCCUGCAAUCAAUGUGAAUGACUCAGUCACUAAGAGCAAGUUUGACAAUCUAUAUGGAUGCCGUGAAUCGUUGAUCGAUGGCAUCAAGCGAGCAACAGACGUGAUGAUCGCUGGGAAAGUCUGUGUAGUAGCUGGAUACGGCGACGUUGGCAAAGGAUGCGCUCAGAGUCUCAGGGCAUUGGGUGGUCGUGUACUAAUCACAGAAAUUGAUCCCAUUAAUGCGCUUCAAGCAGCUAUGGAAGGAUACGAGGUAACGACAAUGGAAGAAGCGUCGACCAAAGGACAGAUAUAUGUCACCACUACUGGAUGCAAAGAUAUUAUAUUAGGUCAUCAUUUCGUAAAUAUGCCAGAGGAUGCUAUUGUAUGCAACAUUGGUCAUUUUGAUUGUGAGAUAGAUGUUGCCUGGCUUCAGAAAAAUGCGGUCGAGAAAGAGAAUAUUAAGCCCCAAGUAGACAGAUACCAGUUGAAGAACGGCAGACACGUCGUUGUUCUCGCAGAGGGUCGUUUAGUUAAUCUUGGAUGUGCAACAGGACAUUCGAGUUUCGUGAUGAGCAAUUCAUUCACAAACCAGGUGCUGGCACAAAUAGAAUUAUGGACAAAGUCAGAUUCUUAUUCCGUCGGUGUUCACAUGUUGCCAAAGAAACUGGAUGAAGAAGUUGCGGCGUUACAUUUGAACCACUUGGGCGUGAAACUUACAAAACUUACAGAGGAACAGGCCAAAUACCUUGGAAUACCUAUGGAAGGACCUUAUAAAGCUGAUCAUUACAGAUAUUAAUUGCCAUUAAAAACUCACUGGCAUUUAUGUACUUCAAUCGUACUGGAUAUUAUGUAUAAUCAAUACAAUAAAAAUAGGACGACAGUGUU
Dufourea novaeangliae is the source of this 1406-nucleotide messenger RNA. RefSeq names its product adenosylhomocysteinase (gene Ahcy). Gene Ontology annotation, biological process: L-methionine cycle. Gene Ontology annotation, cellular component: cytosol. The record is from RefSeq and is a predicted model, not a curated record. Gene Ontology annotation, molecular function: adenosylhomocysteinase activity. Lineage: Eukaryota; Metazoa; Arthropoda; Insecta; Hymenoptera; Halictidae.